Messenger RNA from Xylona heveae TC161, 1198 nucleotides. Its product is annotated as mitochondrial carrier. Gene Ontology annotation, molecular function: thiamine transmembrane transporter activity. Gene Ontology annotation, cellular component: mitochondrial inner membrane. The coding region runs from base 109 to 1089 and encodes 326 amino acids. The record is from RefSeq and is a predicted model, not a curated record. The transcript is spliced from 4 exons. Lineage: Eukaryota; Fungi; Ascomycota; Xylonomycetes; Xylonales; Xylonaceae. Gene Ontology annotation, biological process: thiamine pyrophosphate transmembrane transport.
AAGAAACAGGAUCGACUUUAUACACAAUUCAUUCAUCCUUGACCAACCAUUGUACCUACGACACUUACUACCUGAAUACAGCCUCCCCUUGGCGGUGAGAACAAGUGUAUGUCGUCAAGUGGGAAAGGUGAACACCAACUCAAAGAUGAGGGAUCCAAGCUGCAAGUCGUCACUGCGGGUGCAAUUGGCGGGCUAGUCUCACGAUUUUGCGUCGCACCGCUUGAUAUUAUCAAAAUCCGACUGCAGCUACAAAUCCACUCUCUCGCCGACCCUUUGAACCCCGUCACCAAAGGAUCUCUCGCAAGAGGUGCCAUUGCAACCGCAAAACAAGUCUUGCGCGAUGAAGGAAUACGGGGCUUUUGGAAAGGCAAUGUACCCGCCGAGCUGCUCUACAUUAUCUAUGGGGGCGUGCAAUUCUCUACAUACCGUGGCACCGCGACAUUUCUAGAAUCUCUUCCGACACAUGCAUCCACGCCCUCGUCCGUCGAGACAUUUAUCAGCGGUGCCGUCGCUGGCGGUGCCGCCACCGCCGCGACAUACCCGCUCGACCUCUUGCGCACGCGCUUCGCCGCACAGGGCACCGAACGCGUCUACUCCACCCUGCGGUCCGGCAUUCGGGACAUAUACCAUGACGAAGGCAUAUACGGCUUCUACCGGGGAUCCGUAGUCGGUGUCGGGCAGAUUCUGCCGUACAUGGGAAUCUUUUUUGCCGCCUAUGAGCAAUUCCGUGUUACGUUAUCGCCGCUCAAUCUUCCGUUUGGCUCAGCCGAUGCCACCGCCGGAAUGCUCGCCAGUGUCAUCGCCAAGAGCGGAACCUAUCCGCUUGAUACGGUGCGCAAGAGGCUUCAAGUCCAGGGUCCAAGCCGGGAGAAAUACGUCUAUCAUAACAUUCCUGUAUACAAGGGCACGCUGGGCACAAUCAGGGCUGUCUUGGCUAAGGAAGGGAUCAGAGGGUUGUAUCGCGGUUUGACAAUUAGCCUGAUCAAGACGAGUCCCGCGAGCGCAAUUAUGCUCUGGACAUAUGAGCGCAGUUUGGAAUUGAUGCAGGGCAUGGAAAGUAUAUGGACAAAGCAGGCGCGGACAUGUUAAUAUGUUUUCAUACCUUUUUUUUUUCCCCGCAGAUGCAACUAGAAGCACACAUGGGCUGCAUUAUCAGCAUGAUAGAUAUUCCUUAUAAAGCUGGAGUUUAGCACGGGCG